Molecule: messenger RNA, 1291 nt
Organism: Protopterus annectens (West African lungfish)
Lineage: Eukaryota; Metazoa; Chordata; Ceratodontiformes; Protopteridae
Gene: SFXN5
Product: sideroflexin 5
Exons: 14
Coding region: 192-1169 (325 amino acids)
Biological process (GO): citrate transport; mitochondrial transmembrane transport; monoatomic ion transport
Cellular component (GO): mitochondrial inner membrane
Molecular function (GO): monoatomic ion transmembrane transporter activity; citrate transmembrane transporter activity
Source: RefSeq, a predicted model, not a curated record
CUGAAGCCGCAAACUUUUUUGGAACAAAUCACUCAAGUCAUCUGAUAUUUUUAAACUACAUUUCCCAGUAUUCUGCAGAGCGUCACGGACUGUUGCUUCCGAUACUAAAGAUUGCACUUUGGACAAAUAUAACAAGGUUUUACGUUUUUCUGAAGCAAAUCCUUAAUUAUCAACUCUUAUUUACUCUUGGCAUGGCGGAAGACGGAGAGUUCAUUCCUUUUAAAUUGGGUAAACCCCGGUUCGAUCAGUCUACCUUUUAUGGAAGAUUAAGACAUUAUCUGGAUAUUGUUGACCCACGAACGCUGUUUGUGACUAAGGGACAACUUAAAGAGGCUGUAGAGCUAUUGGACAAUUAUAAGCAUGGGAACUUGCCUUCUGGUGUGACCAAUAAACAGCUCUGGGAAGCUCAGAAAAUAAAACAGGCUAUCAUACAUCCAGACACAAAUGAGAAGAUUUUUAUGCCUUUCAGAAUGUCAGGUUAUAUUCCUUUUGGGACUCCUAUAGUUGUUGGACUUCUUCUUCCUAAUCAAACACUGAUAUCAACUGUUUUUUGGCAGUGGUUAAAUCAAAGUCAUAAUGCAUGCGUCAAUUAUGCAAACCGAAAUGCAACAAAGCCAACACCUACAUCCAAAUUUAUUCUUGGUUACCUUGGAGCUGUCGGUAGUGCUGUUUCAAUAGCGGUUGGCCUUAAUGUUAUGAUCCAAAAGGCAAACAAGUUCAGUCCAGCUACUCGACACUUAGUGCAGCGAUUUGUCCCAUUUCCUGCUGUUGCUAGUGCCAAUGUUUGCAACGUGGUUCUCAUGAGACACAUUGAGCUGGAUAAAGGCAUUGAUGUCCUAGACGCAGAUGGAAAGGUGGUUGGCUCUUCCAGAAUUGCUGCUCAACAUGCACUUCUAGAGACAGCCUUAACCAGGAUUGCUUUGCCCAUGCCUAUUUUGGUUCUACCUCCAUUUGUGAUGUCCUUUUUGGAAAAGACCUCUUUGCUGCGCUCUCAUCCAAGACUACUACUUCCUGUACACAGCCUUGUUUGUCUUGCUGCCUUUGGACUUGCUCUUCCUCUUGCCAUCAGCUUAUUCCCACAGAUGUCUGAGAUAGAAGCAUCUAAACUGGAGCCUGAAAUUGCAGCAGCAACAACUAGCAAGAUCCUUACAUAUAACAAAGGCUUAUAACUGCAAGUGAAAUUCUCCUUUAUGGUCACACUGGUGAUAGCUGGUUCACUGAAUGGAUGGCCACAGUUUAAGUACUGGAAAUAAUGAGUAACUUAUGGGACAUUAAAGUAAAACACAAGUGA